Molecule: messenger RNA, 1790 nt
Organism: Nematolebias whitei (Rio pearlfish)
Lineage: Eukaryota; Metazoa; Chordata; Actinopteri; Cyprinodontiformes; Rivulidae
Gene: pdzk1
Product: PDZ domain containing 1
Exons: 8
Coding region: 74-1606 (510 amino acids)
Biological process (GO): protein localization to plasma membrane
Cellular component (GO): apical plasma membrane
Molecular function (GO): protein-membrane adaptor activity; signaling receptor binding
Source: RefSeq, a predicted model, not a curated record
AGAUGCAACAACAGCUAAUCAGUGACAGGUGAGCGUCCCAUUAAGACUCACGCACACCAAAGGAGAGCUGGACAUGGCCACAUACAAGCCAAGAGUGAUUUCUCUGACCAAGAGGCCAGGUCAGACAUUUGGCUUCUAUCUCAGGGCAGAGCAAAGUGAGGAGGGUCACCUGAUCCGCUGCCUAGAGAUGGGAGGUCCAGCAGAACUGGCUGGCAUGAAAGACGGUGAUCGUAUCCUCAGAGUCAAUGGAACGUUUGUUGAUGGACUGAACCAUCCAGAGGUGGUGGAGCUGGUGAGGAACAGUGGAGCUUCUGUCACAUUUCACAUUCUGGAUGAAGCCUCUUACAAGCAAGCAAAAACACUUGGAGUAAACCUUUCUGACCCCCAAAGUGCGCCCGUUGUCAAUGGAGUGGAUAAAGAGACUCCAAAACCUAAACUCUGCUACUUGGUUAAGUCUAGCUCAGGAUAUGGGUUUUCUAUUCGCUCAGUUACAGGUGAGCAGGGUGUGUUUAUGACUGAGGUGAUUCCAGGAGGUGUGGCAGACAAAGCAGGAGUCCGAGUCAAAGAUCAUCUGCUCCAAGUCAAUGGGGAGAAUGUGGAAAUAUCCACCCACGAUGAAGUAGUGGAAAAAAUCAAACAAGGAGGCAAUGGCGUCAUGUUUCUACUGGCUGAUGGGGCAACUAAACAGUUCUAUCAAAAGGGUUUGUUGUCCGCAACAGUGAAGUAUCUGCCUCUCCAACCACGCAUCAUCAAGGUGACCAAAGGCUCUGAUGGAUACGGCUUUCUACUCAGAGAGGAACCCAACCAACCAGGACACUUCAUAAAGGACAUUGACAAAGGCAGCCCAGCACAAAAAGCAGGUCUGAAGAAUAUGGACAUAUUGGUGGCUGUGAAUGGCAUGCAGGUGGAUGAUAGCAGUCAUGAGCAGGUUGUGGACAAGAUCAAACAAAGUGGAGACAAAUGCUGCUUUCUUGUGGUGGACAAAGAAACGGACCAAAUGUAUAAGAAGGGGCAAGUGUCUCCUAUGCUCUUCUGGGAGGAAAUGAAAGAGUCCAACUCCCCACCCAGUUACACAGAGGCUAUGAAAAUGCCUGCUUCUGUUCAACCAUCCACUUCUGCUCAAGACAAAAAAGAGGACCUGAGGCCUAAGUUGUGUAGGAUGGAGAAGACCCCUGCUGGCUUUGGCUUCCAUCUAAAUGGCAUUGAAGGUGUGUCAGGUCAAUACAUCAAGGAGGUGGUGAAAGGUGGAGCAGCAGACAAGGCAGGCCUGGAGGAUGACGACAUUGUUGUGGAGGUAGACGGGGUAAAUGUGGAGCAGAACACCCAUGCAGAGGUUGUGGAAAUGAUACGCAAAAGUGGCAACUCUCUGGAGAUACUGGUGGCGAGCAAGAAUGUCUACAAACAGCUUAAAGCCAAAGGGGUGCCCAUCACCCGCCUGCUCCUCAAGGAAACAACCCACUGUGGAGUCCACACUGCAGACAGUCCAGAUACAAGCAAGAAGAUCCAGAAAGAAGCCAGGCCUGUAACUCCACCUAAAGCAGAAAAACAGAGGACUCCAUCGGUUUCAUCGUCCUCAUCUGAAGAGAGCUUUGACGAGAGUCUUUGAGAAGCGACUUCAAGGACAACAUCCUCACUCGGACUAAUCCAACGUUGAUUUUUGUUCGCUCUGAACUUCACACAUCCUGUCACGAUUAAGACAUUAGACGUGGUGAAUUUUAAGAACGAGGCCAGUGAAGAACUGACAAAAUCUGGGUCAUUGCAGAAAAAUGGUUUUGUUUUGGGGUUUUUUU